Molecule: messenger RNA, 1725 nt
Organism: Bemisia tabaci
Lineage: Eukaryota; Metazoa; Arthropoda; Insecta; Hemiptera; Aleyrodidae
Product: folate transporter 1
Biological process (GO): transmembrane transport; vitamin transport
Cellular component (GO): plasma membrane
Molecular function (GO): vitamin transmembrane transporter activity
Source: RefSeq, a predicted model, not a curated record
UUUAAUAAGGUCAAAAACUUGGAAAAACCUCUGCUCAAUCAUGUUCCUUGAUAUCUUAGGAACAAAAUUUUCCGCACCGACCGAGACGACGUUACAAAGUGCGUCGAGCAAAUUAUGCCAUUGUUCUUCAUUCAUUCAUUUUCUAAACCAUUAUCUUUUCUAGGUGGAUUUUUGAGUCUCAGUCAUGGAAAUCAACACGAAAAUCUGCCUACUUGUGUGCGCGUUCGCGAUGGCUCGUGAAUUUCGGCCCCUAGAGCCGUUUUUCGCCGAGUUCCUGAUUGGACCGGACGUAGGAUUUUCUGAAAAACAAGCCGUUCAAGAUAUCUUCGUCAUCUGGGCAUACUCGAGUUUUUUCCUCGUUAUCCUCGUGUUCCUGAUCACGGAUUUUGUCCGAUACAAACCAAUCAUAAUCGCCGAUGGAGUCGCUGGCAUCAUGACCUACGUUCUACUUCUCGGAAAACCCUCAGUUCGAAUGAUGCAGAUCGAGCAGAUGUUCUACUCGUUCUUCUUCUCUUCGGACACGGCAUAUUACACUUACAUGUACGCGAAAAUUGAGGACAAAAUGACGUAUAACCGAAUCACGGGCUACGUGCGGGCUUGUGUCUUGUUCGGCAAGUUCGUGAGUGGAUGUCUGUCACAACUUUACGUCACCAUCCAACACGCCGGAAUCAAUGCCAGCAAACUACCCCUCGUCUACUUGAGCAUCGGAGGUAUGUCGGUUGCCACGUUUAUAUCGCUGCUCCUUCCACCGGUGAAGCACACUUUUUACUUCCACCGAAAGAAAACGGAGGGUGAUUCAGCAAUGGAAAAUCCAAACGCCAUCUCCGUUUCCACCAUCCAGAUAUGGAGCCCUGAUGCCUCAGAUCAGCCGCAGCCCGUAAAAGCUGUCCUGUCAAAUUCAACUCCAGAGAUAGUGGAAAAGUCCAAUGGAAAAUAUUCAACCGCUCUAAAGUAUUUCUGGUCGGACUUCAAGUGCUCUUUCUCAAACCAGAAAGUGAUUGUUUGGGCCUUCUGGUGGAGUGUUGCUGGAGCCGGAAGUAAUUUGGUACUCUCUUACUGCCAAGUCAUUUGGAAACAAGUCAUCGAGGAAAACUAUCCCGAUGUAGAAUCGAAGAACGGAAUCGUGGAUUGCAUUUACACCGCUUUGAGUGCUGCCGCUUCCUAUAAAGUGGGUCAAUUGAAUGUUGAAUGGACUCGUCACAGCAACGCUCUUUUGACCAUCGGAUCCCUCUGCCUAGGUGUUCUGGUCUUAUUCACGAGUCAGCUGAAAAACAUUUACCUCCUUUACGGCUGCCACAUCCUUUUCGGACUAGCGUACAAUACUAUGCUGACGGUUGCAGAGUUCGAAAUAGCAAAACAGGUGAAAGAAUCCUGCUACGGCCUGGUGUUUGGAUUCAUCCAAUUCGUUACGAUUGCCUUCACAGCACUUUGGACGAUGGUUAUUGUCGAAGACACAUUUUUCACUUUCAACAUUCAAAGACAGUUUGAGUUUUGCGCUUUAUAUUUCUUGGCCAUCGGAAUAUACUACCUACUGAGGACCAUUCAGUACUCAAUAUGGGGCAAAGAUGAGCUGAAAUAAACCAGACGAUGGCAAAAAGACUUCAAUGGACCACUAGACAAGGCACGAAUUCAAUCAUUCUGAUGCAUAUUUCUUAAUCAGAAUUUCACGUAGAACACGAUUCGCGCAACGAAAUUUACUGAAACUAACUCCUGACGAAGAUAUUA